AUGAAUUUGAAGCGCGAAGACUUGCAAAGUGUUGCAAAUGCUGUUCCUGUUUCAUUCACAUCAGCGCCAGGGGAGCGAGGUACCAUUAAAGCCAACUCUAACUUCAACGUCAGUGAAGAUGUUGCAGCUCUCCGUAAAGCAAUUGAAGGCAUAGGUACAACUGAGAAGACACUGAUAGACAUACUGACUCACAGGAGCAGCAGUCAGAAACAGGCUAUUUCAAAGGCAUAUGAAGAAACCACAAAGAGGAUUCUAGUAAAUGACUUGAAAGGCGACACCAGGGGCAACUUUGAAAAGCUGCUUGUUGCGCUCGCCAGAUCGCCUGCACUCAAUGAUUCUAAAUGGCUAAUCAAAGCAAUGAAAGGGGCUGGAACGGACAUCAACAUCCUGAUAGAAAUACUUGCCUCACGGACAAAUAAACAAAUCAAGGAGCUGUCUGCAGCAUAUGCUGAGAAAACAAAGAAAACGCUGAUACAGAACCUAAAGACCGAAGUUUCAGGGGAUUUUGGCAAAGCCAUCCUUCUGCUUGCUGAGGGCGCGAGGGAUGAAAGCACCAAUGUGAAUGCAGACAAGGCUAGAGAGGAUGCAAAGGCACUCUAUCAUGCAGGUGAGAAGAGACUGGGAACUGAUGAGUCCAAGUUCAUCGAGAUCCUCUGUAAAAGGAGCAUUCCUCACCUGAGACAAACAAUACUGGAAUAUAAAAACAUCAGUGGCAAGACUUUGCAAAAGAGCAUUGAGAAGGAAAUGUCUGGAAAAUUGGAGGAACUGCUGGUUGCCAUUGUAAAGUGUGUGAUGAGUACUCCUGCAUACUUUGCUGAAAAACUCUACAAAAGCAUGAAGGGAGCAGGUACAGAUGAAACCACUCUGACCAGAGUAAUGGUCAGCCGUGGAGAGGUUGACAUGCUGGACAUCAGAGCUGAAUUCAAGAAGCUCUAUCAGCGUUCACUCUACAAGGAAAUAAGUUCUGACGCGUCUGGCAUCUACGGUGAUUGCUUGAAGAUGAUUUGUGGAGAAGACUAACCCAGAAAUGCUACUAAAGAUGUCCUGUUUGGUUAUUUUGCAAUAUGUUAAAUGAAUACGUGUAUAUGUAAUAUUUUAACGCUUUUUCAGAAAAUAGUUUAUGUAGCUGGUUUACUGCAGGUAAUGGCAGAGUAAAAUUCAUAUUGAUUCAUGAUUGCUGUUGAAAACAUUUCCCCUGUUUCUUUGUCUAAAUUACUCAUAAGGCAAAAUAAGGUAAAUAUAUGCGAUAUAAAUCAAAUUAGUAAAAAAACUAAUAUACAACAUGUUUUAGAACAUUGCAAUGUUGGAAUUCUGGUAAAUCAUGAAUAUUAAUUUAAUAUUAAAUAUUACUAUGAA
Messenger RNA from Sinocyclocheilus grahami, 1356 nucleotides. RefSeq names its product annexin A3-like. Bases 1 to 1020 code for a protein of 339 amino acids. Gene Ontology annotation, cellular component: cytoplasm; plasma membrane; nucleus. Gene Ontology annotation, molecular function: calcium ion binding; phosphatidylserine binding; calcium-dependent phospholipid binding. The record is from RefSeq and is a predicted model, not a curated record. The transcript is spliced from 13 exons. NCBI's taxonomy places the organism in Eukaryota, Metazoa, Chordata, Actinopteri, Cypriniformes, Cyprinidae.